AGAGUUGAACUUAAAGUUAAUAUAUUUGUUUCGACUACAGAGGAUAACUCAGAGGAUGACCCAGAAGUUGACUCAGAAGAUGAUCUAUUUAUAGAGGAUGUACAAAAUCAUCAUUAUUUAAGUUUGUAG
Scutellospora calospora is the source of this 129-nucleotide messenger RNA. Lineage: Eukaryota; Fungi; Glomeromycota; Glomeromycetes; Diversisporales; Gigasporaceae. The record is from the annotation of a GenBank genome assembly.